Ctenocephalides felis (cat flea) is the source of this 1960-nucleotide messenger RNA. It is a transcript of the gene Mekk1, whose product is annotated as serine/threonine-protein kinase PAK 1. The record is from RefSeq and is a predicted model, not a curated record. Gene Ontology annotation, cellular component: cytoplasm. Gene Ontology annotation, molecular function: ATP binding; protein serine/threonine kinase activity. The coding region runs from base 208 to 1683 and encodes 491 amino acids. Gene Ontology annotation, biological process: regulation of axonogenesis; protein phosphorylation; intracellular signal transduction. Lineage: Eukaryota; Metazoa; Arthropoda; Insecta; Siphonaptera; Pulicidae. The transcript has a single exon.
CGUAUGUCAAAUGUGUCAAAUUGUUAAGCAGUCUAUGGACAUUCGUAUUUCGUAAAUGUUUAUGACGAGUUGACGAGUAAAGAAAGUCCAAGGGGUCUCCGACCACUCCUUUUGCUGAUAAGUGAUAAUGAUUUGUGAUAGUGUUGAUAAUACGUAAUAUAAAAAAUAAAACGUAUAUAACACUACGGAGCUACCAGAGUGUCAAAAAUGAGUGCAAUAAGUCAAGGUUUUAGUAAGAUAUUCUCAAGAAUAUCACAUUCAAAGGAUGAUCCAAAGGAUAGAUCGGCGACCGAAAUUGGUCUGCCAACUAACGUGAUGCAUGAAUUUCAUGUUAGUAAAAACGCAGUGACCGGUAAAUUGGAAGGUUUACCUACAUCAUGGAUAAAGAUUAUGAACAAUCAAAUAACGCAGGCGGAGCAAAAUGAAAAUUUAGACGCUGCUAUACAAGCUGUGAAAUAUUAUAAUUAUUCCAUUAAGAAAAAAGACACAACAGAACCCUUUAAGCCAUUCGUUACGAAAGAAAUAAUUGAUGAAGAAACGGUGGAAAUCGAUACGUACGUCGGCGACAGAAAUGUAAGCAAAGGCCAAGAGUCGAAUAAAGCUAUCCCCCCAGAGCCCAAUACACCGCCACCAGCACUUCCUAGUAAGACCAAUACACUUCCAGUAUUACCGCCAAAGAGGAGCAAUAAACAGCAGCCCACACCAAUAAAUGAUUUAUCUAGUAGUGUCAAUAAUUUAAAUGUUACAGGCGAUAGUCCUGAGUUACGUAGAAAGAAUGUUUCAACCUUAUCUGAUGAGCAAGUUUUUGCAGAACUCAAAUCCAUAUGUAAUCGUGAUGAUCCACAUCGCAGAUUUGAACGACAGAAAGAGUUGGGAGCUGGCGCUUCUGGUACAGUAUUCAUAGCCAACGAUGUUGUUACCCAGCAGAAGGUGGCUAUAAAAGAUAUCGAUAUGACAAAGCAGCAGAGAAAAGAAUUAAUACUCAGUGAAAUUAAAGUCUUGAAGGAUUUUAAUCAUCCUAAUUUGGUUAAUUUUUUAGAUGCUUACUUAGUCCAUGACAAUUUGUGGGUGAUCAUGGAGCUCCUGGAAGGAGGCCCCCUCACUGAUGUGGUUACCGAGUGUAUUAUGAAAGAGGGCCAGAUAGCAGCUGUUUGUCAUGAAGUUUUGAAAGCAAUAUGCUUUUUGCAUAGCAAAGGAACAAUACACCGAGAUAUAAAAUCAGACAACGUCCUAUUGGGAAUGAAUGGUUCUGUUAAAGUUACUGAUUUUGGUUUUUGUGCUAACAUUGUGGGGGAUGAAAAGCGGCAAACAUUAGUAGGUACUCCAUAUUGGAUGGCGCCUGAAGUAGUCACUAGAAAAAAAUAUGGUAAAAAAGUUGAUAUCUGGUCAUUGGGUAUUAUGAUUAUUGAGAUGUUAGAAGGUGAGCCUCCAUAUUUGAAGGAAUCCCCUCUUAGGGCUCUUUACCUCAUUGCUGCAAAUGGCAGGCCUAAUAUUCCUCGAUGGGAAAAGCUGUCCCCAGACCUUCAAGAUUUCCUAGAUCGGUGCCUUCAAGUAGAUGUUGACAAACGUGCUUCAGCACAUGAAUUGCUGCAACAUAAAUUCCUUAAGAACUGCAUGGAACUGCGCAGUUUAACACCAUUGAUACGAGCUGCUCAACAAAAUCUAAACAAGAAACUUUUUUAGAUACAUUUUUAUAUUGAAUUAAGCUGUGAUGAAUUUCGUGCCUUGUAGUCGUGAUUCCCAAAUCAAUUUUACUUUUGACAAAUGGCUUGUAUUUGCCAAAAUUUUAUUGUGUAUAAAAAUGUAUUCGAAUCAUUCAUAAUGAUUAUUUUAUUUUGCAGAUUACUACUUACCUUAUUAUGGCAUUCCAAAAGCAGUCUAUGAUCUAUAACUUUUUUAUCAAUUUUAUACAUACAUAGGCUGUUAACUUGAAAAGUGCAUUUUAUAGUAUAUAACUGAA